AUGUCUGAGGAUAUUGAGCUGAGGUUCCGGCAUACCUCUGGAGACAUUGGACCCAUUAAGUGUGCGGGGACAAUGAGUGUGGAGGCAGUCAAAGAAAGGCUUUUACCAGAGUGGCCGAAAGAGGGACCAGUGCACGCCGACCAACCCACCAGCAUAACAGACCUGAAGCUUAUACUGGGAGGAAAGUUCUUGGAAAAUGGAGAAAUCUUGAACGAUCUGAGGCCAGCAAUGGGGGAGAUUAAGGUUGACACAGUGGUGACAAUGCACGACCAAGCUCGAAGGAGAAAGAACGCCAGCAAGGGUGCUAUUGCCUUCUUCAAUGAUACCAGCAGCAGUCCUAGCAGCUCAGUGCCUGGCAUUGGAAUGAGAGACUUGCACUGGAAGUGCACGAGAAAGUUUUGCCCACCUCGCCAUCAGCCAGUAGGAGCACGGGACUACUGCCGCUAG
This is a messenger RNA of Coccomyxa subellipsoidea C-169, 447 nucleotides long. RefSeq lists its product as hypothetical. The record is from RefSeq and is a predicted model, not a curated record. The transcript is spliced from 4 exons. Lineage: Eukaryota; Viridiplantae; Chlorophyta; Trebouxiophyceae; Coccomyxaceae. Bases 1 to 447 code for a protein of 148 amino acids.